AUGGAUCACGACGACUUCGAUAGCGUCUCGUGGCGCCAUGGGCCGGACAGCGAUGUCUCCCGUCCUACUACUUCAGGAACCGAUGCAGAAGAAACCCCAGAGUCACGUCAUGAUCCCAACGGCAAACGGAGAAUGAGCUCGGCGAGCGAGACGCCUCAGGCGGGGCCGCUGGCUGACGCCUUAGAUCUCGCAGGUAUAGGAGAUGGAGUGCUGGAGUGCCGGGUGGAUUCGCCUAUAAAGGAGAACGAUGGCACCAAAGAUGCAUACAUUUCGUACUUGGUGACAACGCAUACCGACUUCAAAUCGUUCCAGAAAUCAGAUUUCACGGUGCGACGGCGGUUCACAGACUUUUUCUUCCUAUACAAGACGCUCUACCGAGAAUACCCAGCAUGUGCGGUACCGCCGCUGCCGGAUAAGCAUAAGAUGGAAUACGUUCGCGGAGAUCGAUUCGGACCCGAGUUCACCUCGCGACGGGCAUGGUCUUUACAUCGCUUCCUGAAACGCUUAUCGCUGCAUCCGGUUUUGCGUCGAGCUCCUCUGCUAGCUAUUUUCCUGGAGUCCCCUGACUGGAACGCGCACAUGCGACUGCGAUCGUCCCGCAACUCGACCAGUGGAUCGGAUGGCGGCGGAACAGGGAUCUUUGACAACUUCACCGACACGUUUGUUAACGCAUUCACCAAGGUUCAUAAACCAGACCGCCGAUUCAUUGAGGUGCGGGAGAAGGCGGACAAGCUGGACGAGGAUCUGACCCAUGUGGAGAAGAUCGUGGCCCGAGUCGCCCGACGGGAAUCUGACUUGGAGACGGACUACAAUGAACUUGCGACUCAAUUCCGCAAGCUUGUGCCCCUCGAGCCAGAUGUUGAGGUGCCGUUGCAGGUGUUCGCUGCCUCUGUGGAGGAAACCGCGCGGGGAAUCAAAACCCUCAAGGACCACACGGACCAGAAUUAUCUUGGCUCGCUUCGUGACAUGGAGGCUUACAUACUUUCGCUCAAGGCCCUCUUGAAAACCCGUGAGCAGAAACAGCUCGACUUUGAAGCAUUAGUCGAUUACCGCAACAAAGCGGUGGCGGAGCGGGACUCCCUCGCCGCAAACCCGUCUUCAUAUUACGCCUCAAACCCCCUCACCUCAUCACCGGCCUCGUUCAUCCGCUCUAAGAUGGAAGACAUGCGUGGGGUCGACCACGAACAGUCACGCCGGGAGCGCAUGCGGAAAUUAGAACUACGAAUCGACGAGCUCACGCGGGAAGUUGAAUCAGCCAAAACGACGUCUGAGAUGUUUGACGAAGAGGUAGUCCGUGAGGUGGCAGACUUUGAGAGGAUCAAAGCAAUCGAGUUCCGUGAUACCAUGGGCGAUCUCGCGGAGAAGCAUAUUGAGUUCUACCAAGGAGUUCUGAACACAUGGGAGCGAUUCGUUGCCGAAAUGGAGGGAGAUCUCGACGAGAACCUCGACACCUCUAAUGUCAAGUGA
Messenger RNA from Aspergillus calidoustus, 1467 nucleotides. The record is from the annotation of a GenBank genome assembly. Lineage: Eukaryota; Fungi; Ascomycota; Eurotiomycetes; Eurotiales; Aspergillaceae.